This is a messenger RNA of Megachile rotundata (alfalfa leafcutting bee), 1965 nucleotides long. It is a transcript of the gene Pex14, whose product is annotated as peroxisomal biogenesis factor 14. Gene Ontology annotation, molecular function: signaling receptor binding. Gene Ontology annotation, biological process: protein import into peroxisome matrix, docking. Gene Ontology annotation, cellular component: peroxisomal importomer complex; peroxisomal membrane. Lineage: Eukaryota; Metazoa; Arthropoda; Insecta; Hymenoptera; Megachilidae. The record is from RefSeq and is a predicted model, not a curated record.
UUGUAUUGAUUUCAAAACCGGUAGUUGUAUAUUUAUAUCUACAUAAUCGCUAUAAUAAAAAUGUAGCACUAAAUAGUAUCCAAAAAACAAUUUAUCAGCUGAACCCCUUUUUCGUACUUAUAAAAUCAACUCUUUCUUCCGAUGAUUUUGUUUUUUUUUAUUUUUACAUUCAAUUAGCAUAAUUAUAUAUUCUUUACAAGUUUCAAUGCAUUCAUUUCUUUCCUUAUUUCAAUUCUGAACAUGCGACAUAUAUUAGUGGAACAAAAUACAAAGUUCAAUAUCGUUUGUAUAAAAAACGGUCUUAUAUUUGGAAGAUAAUAUAUCUGGCAUAAUUUUUGUAUCAACGCCUGCGUGCCGGACACUUUAAAGGGCAUGUGCUCCUAAUAUUAUAGAAUAUUUGAAUAUUAAAAUGUCGAACAUUGUAUAGUUAUGAUAUUGUAAUUAAACCGAUAACAUUUACAAUAGUGGCAAUGGCCGAUCAGGAUGCGAAUAAUAAUAUCCUUCCAUUAAGGGAAAAUUUAGUAAAAACUGCUGUGGAGUUUUUAAAAAAUCCUAAAGUAGCAAGUAGUCCUGUAGGUCCUAAAAGGGAAUUUCUUAAAAAGAAAGGUUUAACGGAGGAGGAGAUUAAAACAGCUUUUAAAUUAGCUGGUGUCGAUGUAACAGUUGAGCAAAAUGCUUAUAAUUCAAACGAUUAUACUGUUGUUCCAGUUCCACCAGGCCAAGUUUAUCCAUAUUUACAAACAUACCCAUAUCAAUUAACUCCUUUCCAAAAAAUUAGAGAGUUCUUUAAUACUGCUGCUUUAAUUGGCACCACUAUAUAUUGUGUUUAUUGGUUUUAUAAGAAAUUUAUUAAACCACUUUUAUUUGGGAGGAAAAAGAAAGAUAGUAUACAAGAUUCGGUCAAUGAAUUAGACAAGACAAUUCAAAAUUCUAUGAAAGAAGUAAAGCAAUCUAUUUCGAAAGUAGAGGAUGAUGUUCAAAAAUUGACACAGAAUCAGUCUAUUGACCCGGUGAUACCACAGUUGGUACAAGAACUGAAACAAGAUUUAGCUAGUCUCAAAUCCUUACUUUUAUCAAGAAAACAAUUUCCAAGUGCACCGGCAUCUGUACCAUCUAUAUCUAUACCGUCGUGGCAAUUAGAUGCUGCAGGUACAAAUCAGGAUAAACCAAAUGAACGAGAAGAUGAUGCUAGAAGUGGAAGUAGUACUAAUAAUUCAGAUAGUUCUCUGGAAAUGAUUCGCGAGGAUCCACCGAAGGUGUAAAUAAUUACUUCAGAAACAUUCACUUCCAUCAUAAAAAUCUUCGAUAUGCAGAAUAUUCUGUGAUGUUUAUUCAAAGAAAUAUAUCAUUAUAUUCUGAUUGUAUGUAAUAUAUAUUCAUACAUAUAUAUAUAUAUAUAAAUAUAUAUAUAUGUAUAUGUAUAUUGAAGUCGAUGUUCUUGGGCUUAAUUUAAGCUUAAACCUUGUCCAGCAUUAUUUUAUCUUUGUACUGUAAAAUUGAAUUGAAAUCAUAUUUAUUCUUACAAAUGGUACUAAAGGUUAUUUAUAAAACAAAACGAUACAUGUAAGGCAUUACUUUUUAAGUAAUAUUAAACGUUAUAAAUAGUGGUUGUUACUUAAUGUCUUUUAAAAAACCCUAGAAAAAUUAGCAUUUUUUUUAAUCCCUUCAAUUAUUAGCAUCGAUGUUCCAUCCCUGCUUUUAAAGGCCUCGUAUAUUGUUGAAUAACUUUUAUGCAAAAUAAAAAUGAAAGAACCUCGUACGAAAUAAGAACGUUCUUUUAAUAUCCAUCAUAAUGCUAGCACACAUUGCUGUUCGAUAUUAUCUAUUACAUAACAGAAAUAAUCUGGUAAAAAUAUUUAACAAUGUACUAGGAAGGGUAUACAAACCAAAGAUACAUACUAUCUUUACAAACUAAGUAUGUACAUCUUUUUAAUCUGUACUUAAAUUUAAAAAAGACAAUCGCGA